Zootermopsis nevadensis is the source of this 997-nucleotide messenger RNA. Its product is annotated as protein MANBAL. Gene Ontology annotation, cellular component: membrane. Lineage: Eukaryota; Metazoa; Arthropoda; Insecta; Blattodea; Termopsidae. The record is from RefSeq and is a predicted model, not a curated record.
UAACCUCACCAUGACCGAAGAUUUUGUUGAGUCAGUUCUGCGCUGUGGUUUAUACCUUGGAGCCAUAUUCCAGCUAAUAUGUAUCGCAGCUGCAGUUGUUAUGCCUGAUAAAAUGUGUGAUUCUAAUUCCAGCUACUGUAAGGAACUGGAGCUUAGUGAUGAUGAAGGAUCUGAUCACAGCACACCACAAACCACACCUCGUCGUCCAUAUGCUCACCAUCGACCUAGAAAGCAAGAAAAGAAGAAACGCAGAUAAUUUUUAUGGCACCAAUGUCUCCUUGAAAAAAAUGUGUGAAUAGCAAUCAGGAGGAAUACCAUUUCUGCUUUACGUAGUUAUUUAUAAAAUUAUAAUAAGCCAGAAAUUGUUAUUCUCUGUAACAUCUUGGAAAUAUGUGGUUACUAAUUUGUGAUGUAGAUAGGAUUUGAGGUCCUCACAGUGGUAAAUACAAAGAUGGCUGCCAUCUGGGUUGCAGCAGCAUGUAGUCUGGUAGACGAGUACCCAUCACCCUGAUGAUGGAGGCAGCAGGACCUCUGAAACAUUUGUAAACUUCUCCCAGACUACAAGGCACAACAAUCAAGAAGACAGCCAUGUUUUCAGUGCGUAUCAGGAAAUGUAUUCUAUGGGUUAUAACAUUCCUUCUCCAUUCAGUAUGUUUUGAUUACUGUGUCGGGUGUGGAUCUCUCUAUGUCUUACCCGACGUGAUUAACUUCCAUUCUUCUGUAUGGACAUCCAUACCAUCUGGUGUUAAUUUUUUAUUAUUUACUGUACUAUGUAACAUAUAAAAUUAUUAUUUCAUUCAUACUUUUACCUUUUGGUCUCACUUUGCUAUUUUUAAAUCUCAUUUCUGUUGUGUUUGGUUGAUAAAGGCUGUGGAUGAUUCAUAGCAUCUUUAAGAAAGAAAGGAAGGAAAAAAGGUCUCUCUUGUAAGUCAGUUUCUGUGAAAUUUGUAGUAAAUCCUAUAACACUGGACUUGGAAAUAAAUGGCUUAAAGACUUU